CCCGAGCAGAAAAAAUAUGCGCGCUGUCGGUCAAAGUGACUGGCGUAGUGCUGUGAACAGUGCAGUAGCUAUCUGUGUUGUGUUAUGACAGCAUGUACUCGAAUAAGUUUGGCCGCCUCAUAUUAGGGCUGUACAGCUGUAAACCGAGCGCUGUCUGCGGUGCGGUCCGGAGUGCCGCAGGGCGGAGCGGGUUCAGCUGGACUGCGGUGUGUAAACAGCGGACACUGUGGCUGCAGAGGAGCGCCUGUCUGAAGACCCAGCGACAAACCCUGCCCAGCCCCAUCAGUGCUAGGUCAGCCUCCCAAACCACAGUGGACCCCGAUGAGCUGAGGAGGUUCCAGUCACUGGCCAGCAAGUGGUGGGAUGAACAGGGAGAAUUUGCAGCUCUUCAUGCCAUGAAUGACUUGAGGGUGCCUUUUAUACGGGAUAAUCUGCUGAGUGUGCACGGAGCGUAUCAUCCUGGGAAACCACUCGCAGGACUCCGAAUACUGGAUGUCGGCUGUGGAGGAGGCCUGCUCACAGAGCCCUUGGGUCGCCUGGGAGCGAAUGUGUUGGGAAUAGAUCCAGUAGAACACAGCAUCGGCACAGCCCAGCUGCAUUCGUCCUAUGACCCUGACCUUCGUGACCAGGUCUGCUACCGGGCCUGCACUCUGGAGGAGCUGUCGGCAGAAGAGGAGGGAGGAGAGGAGGAGCAGGGGGCGGGCCAGUUCGAUGCUGUUGUAGCGUCCGAGGUGGUGGAACAUCUGGCCGACCUGGAAACAUUCGCCUUCUGCUGCAGCCACGUGCUGAAGCCAGGCGGCUCACUCUUCAUCACUACUAUUAAUAAAACCAACCUGUCAUACGUGUUGGGUAUUGUUGCAGCCGAGCAGCUGCUGCGCAUCGUUCCCAGCGGGACGCACGACUGGGAAAAGUUCAUCAGCCCAGUGGAGCUGGAGCGCCUCCUGGAGUCCUAUGGUUUCUCAGUGCAGUCUGUCCAGGGAAUGCUGUACAACCCAGUAUCAGGAGCCUGGAGCUGGACUAACAGCACUGCCAUUAACUACGCCCUCCACGCUGUCAAACUGAGAAACGAUCCCCAGCCACACCAGACUGAGGCAGGCAGCUCCCACCCAGAGGAGCACGCUGCAGCCUCACACAGCUGAGCAAAACGACAGAAAAUAAAAAUCAGAAUUCAGAUGUGUGGAGUCCCAGCUUCCCUGUGGCCAGCUGUGAUGCAGCAUAUACAACUGAGUUAAUUACAGGAAAAGGACAAACAGCCUUGAAGUAGAAUUAGAGAUGUACUGUAGUUGCCGUUUGGCACUCCAAAUAAGACACAUUAUGCUGUUGGUUUUCUCUCAGCCUUUGCUUUCCUGUGAACCAGCAUUACAAACAGUUUUGAAAACGUUUAGCGUUUGAUGAGCUGUACAAGGCAACUGUGCAUCCUCUAACUAUGUGUUGUGCUUUAUAUUUUAGGUUGAAUAUUUUGUAAUUUGCCAUGUCCUGUAUUGAAAUUGUCCUUUCAUCAGUUGCAUUUGUGAAGAGUGAAAGUACAACGGUGAAAAGUCUGAUGCAUUUGGUCCUGGCCGCUAACAAUAAAUGUGACUUCAUGUUG
This is a messenger RNA of Siniperca chuatsi (mandarin fish), 1588 nucleotides long. RefSeq names its product coenzyme Q3 methyltransferase (gene coq3). Gene Ontology annotation, biological process: ubiquinone biosynthetic process. Lineage: Eukaryota; Metazoa; Chordata; Actinopteri; Centrarchiformes; Sinipercidae. The transcript is spliced from 6 exons. The coding region runs from base 93 to 1139 and encodes 348 amino acids. The record is from RefSeq and is a predicted model, not a curated record. Gene Ontology annotation, molecular function: 2-methoxy-6-polyprenyl-1,4-benzoquinol methyltransferase activity.